CCCUCGAUUCGGCCCACUCCCCACGCGCUCGGCAUCCCACAUCGGCAAAUGGCGUGGCCUCCCCCGCGGAGGAGACCUGCAGCGCCUCCUCCGCCCUCGCCAACCCGCCGGGCCUCCUCGACUACGCCGCCAUCCAUUCCUGCCUCCUCCGCGGCGACGCCCGCCUCUCCCUCCCGCUCCUCCUCCUACUCCACUUCCGCCUCCUCGCCGCCGCCGCGGGGGCCCGCUUCACCUCCGCCGUCUCCCGCCUCGCCCCUUCACCCUCCAUGGCCGCCGUCACGCUCCUCGCGAUCGGCAACGGCGCGCCCGACGCGUUCGCUUCCGCCACCGCGCUCGGCGGCGCCGGAGGGAUGCCCAGGGCGGGGCUCGCCGCCAUCCUCUCCGCCGGCGCGUUCGUCUCCGCGUUCGUCGUGGGCGGCGUCGCGCUCAUCGCAGCACCCUUCGCCGUCCCGCCCGCGUCGUUCGCGCGGGACUUGGUCUUCUACCUCCUCGCGGCGUCCGGGCUGUUCUACAUCUGCCUCAGCGCCGAGAUUUUCCUGUGCCAGGCCGUGGGGCUCGUGCUCUUCUACGUCGUCUUCGUGGGGUUAGUGUUCUACAUGGAUUUGGGUGCGGAGGGGAAGGCCGUGAGCGCCGCCGAGCUGGAGAUGGCUAAUGGCAGUGGCCGCGUUGCGAUGGACAGUGGAGGAUCACAAGCAACAAGCCAACAACACCCUGCUUUGUGUGCGGUGCUCAGCAAAGUAACAAAAGUUUGGGAGUGGCCCAUUGCAUUUGUUCUGAAGCUUACAAUACCAUCAACCCUUCCUUCUGAAUGGAACAAAGUUUACAUUUGUGCGAACAUCUGUCUAUGCCCUCUCAUCCUCCUGUAUUCUUUCAGUUCAUUCAUUCCUUUGGAUACCCAAAUAGUGUUUCUUCUCCCUCAAAUCCGCUUCCCUCUAUGGUCUGUUGUGCUUUUUGCUAGCUUUUGUUUGGCUCUAUCCCACGUCCUCUUUGAGAAAGAAGCCUUAGAAACAGAACACAUCGCAAGUACCCUCAUUUCUUUCAUAAUGAGUGUCAUCUGGAUCUCAACCAUGGCUGGAGAGCCCCUGAACUGCCUCGCAGCAAUUGGAGGUAUCAUGGAUUUCCCUCCGGCUAUACUUGGCAUGACGGUCUUGGCUUGGGGGAAUUCUGUGGGUGACUUCGUCUCUGAUGUGGCAUUAGCCAAGGCUGGCCAACCUACGAUCGCCAUUGCUGGCUGCUUUGCUGGUCCAAUGCUCAAUAUGCUGGUUGGAUUGGGAACUGCCCUAGUAGUACAAACAGCAAGAGUGUAUCCCUAAGCUUAUGUACUCGAAUUCCAUAUUGGAAUCGUUGUUGCAUUUGUAUUUCUUCUUCUAAGCUUGAUGGGCGCCCUGUUGGUGGUCAGCUGGGCUAGGUUUCGGGUACCCAGAUUUUGGGGCUACUGCCUUAUGGGGCUAUACAUCAUGUUUACCAUAGUGAGUAUUGCUAUUGCGAGCUCUGCUGGAUGAUACUUGAUUUUCUUUUACAAACAG
This is a messenger RNA of Phragmites australis (common reed), 1526 nucleotides long. Its product is annotated as cation/calcium exchanger 5-like. Gene Ontology annotation, cellular component: membrane. The record is from RefSeq and is a predicted model, not a curated record. Gene Ontology annotation, molecular function: monoatomic cation transmembrane transporter activity. The transcript is spliced from 2 exons. NCBI's taxonomy places the organism in Eukaryota, Viridiplantae, Streptophyta, Magnoliopsida, Poales, Poaceae. Gene Ontology annotation, biological process: monoatomic cation transport; transmembrane transport.